Messenger RNA from Rubroshorea leprosula, 1692 nucleotides. The record is from the annotation of a GenBank genome assembly. NCBI's taxonomy places the organism in Eukaryota, Viridiplantae, Streptophyta, Magnoliopsida, Malvales, Dipterocarpaceae.
AUCAAGUUUCAUUCAACCACAAUCCACAAAGAGAUACUGCUUCAAAAGCUUCUCAUCUUUACCAUCUCCCAAAGGAUUAAUCUUUUCUUCUGGGAAUAUGACCAGCGAAAUUCCUCAGCUUCACAUGUUUUUCUUUCCCAUCAUGAUUCAUGGCCACAUGAUACCAGUAGCGGAGAUGGCCAAGCUGUUUGCUUUGCGCGGUGUGAAGGCAACCAUAAUCACCACUCCGCCCAAUGCUCCUCUCUUCUCAAGGGGAAUAGAAAGGAGUAAGAAUUUGGCUGUGGAUAUUGAUAUCAAAACCAUCAAGUUUCCUGCUGAGGCUAGCUUGCCUGAGGGAUUUGAAAACCUAGACCCUUCUAAAGAAAUGGGAAUGGAUAUGGUGAAAAGAUUUCUCUUGGCCACAACUCUGCUCCAAGAACCCCUGGAGCAGCUGCUACAAGAAUUCAAACCAGAUUGCUUGGUUGCAGAUAUUUUCUUCCCUUGGGCCACUGAUGCUGCAAACAAGUUUGGAAUUCCCAGGCUGGUGUUCCAUGGAACGAGUUUCUUUGCUAUGUGUGUAGGACAUUGCUUGUCGCUAUAUGAGCCGCACAAGAAAGUGGACUCGGAUUCUGAACCAUUUUUGGUGCCAAAUUUUCCUGAUGAAAUCGAGCUAACAAGAAAGAAGUUACCAGUGUUCAUGACACAAGAUACUGGAGACGACACCAUGAGGAUGUUAAUGCCAUCGAAAGACUUGGAGAUGAAGAGCUACGGGAUGAUUGUCAACAGUUUUUAUGAAUUGGAAGCUACUUAUGCUGACUAUUAUAGGAAUGUUUUGGGGAUAAGGGCAUGGCACAUUGGCCCUGUUUCGCUUUGCAACAAGGGAAUUGAAGAUAAAGCAGAGAGAGGGAAGAAAGCAACCAUUGAUGAACAAGAGUGCUUGGAGUGGCUCAACUCGAAAAAACACAAUUCAGUUAUUUACAUAUGUUUUGGAAGUAUGGUCAGCUUUACUCCUGCUCAAUUGAAGGAGAUUGCGAUUGGGCUUGAAGCUUCAGGGCAAGAAUUCAUCUGGGUCGUGAGGAAAGAGAAAAGUAGUGAUGAAGAAGGGGAGUAUUGGUUACCAGAAGGGUUCGAGAAGAGAAUGGAAGGGAAAGGGCUAAUAAUAAGAGGAUGGGCGCCUCAGGUGCUAAUUCUAGAGCAUCCUGCAGUUGGAGGAUUUGUGACUCAUUGUGGAUGGAAUUCGACAUUGGAAGGUGUGUCUGCUGGCGUGCCAAUGGUCACUUGGCCAAUCUUCGCAGAGCAAUUCUAUAAUGAGAAGCUAGUGACUGAUAUUCUGAAGGUUGGAGUUGCCAUUGGGGUUAAGCAGUGGGUUAUGGUGGUGGGGGACUUUGUGGAAAGUCAUACGAUUGAGAAGGUAGUGAAGGAGAUUAUGGUAGGGAAGAAAGCAGAGGAAAUGAGGAACAGAGCUAAGGCAUUUGGAGAAAUGGCAAAAAGGGCUGUCGAGAAAGAUGGUUCCUCUUACUCAGAUUUGAAUGCUUUAAUUAAGGAAUUAAGUUUGCGUCGUGCUUAUUGAAUUUGAAUGAACCUAUGAAGAAAAAUAACAACAGAAUUGAACAAAUGUCUCAAUUCUGUGUAGAUUUUCUUUAAUUUUGUUUUGAUAUUUCCUUGAUGGUUUGUGGAAUUUUUCUCUUUUUUUAAUAAAUGCAUUGUAUACAG